AUGGCGUCUGCAAGGAUGCUACCAAAAUUGGGUCUUCAAGUGUUAAAUCUAGGAAGCAGCAUGAAUGUCAUAGAAGGCAUUCAAGCUAACCACGAGAUGGUGAGGACGGAGCGGGCCGAUCGAUUGAUGGCAGAUAUGCAACGAUGGCUGAAUGCAUCUGAUAUAUCCGUCCAACACAACGACACCAUCAACAAGCAACACUCAAACACUGGCAACUGGUUCAUCAGGGGUCCAGCAUUUUCCUCCUGGCACACCAAAUUCAGCAACACCUACAUCAUCUUGGACGGACUAGACGAGUACCCCAGGAAGACCGGCCGAGGGUGUCUGCUCAAGGCGAUCGAGGAAAUCCAGGGCUGGCCAGACUCUCGACUGCAUCUGCUCGUGUCUAGCCGCGAUGAGCCAGAUAUCCGAGACUAUCUUCGCCUGGCCACUCACGAGGAGGUCAAGAUCAACAAUGUCGACUUGGACAUUGAGACGUUUAUCACUGGAACCCUGCGGAACAACCGGAACCUUCAAAGGAUACUACCACAUUCUCCUAGAUUCCGAUGGGUCGAGUGUAUGCUCACAGCCCUAGAAUCCUGCCCGGUGGUAGAGGCACGAGUCAAGAGCUUGUUUUCCUCUGUGCCAUACCCCUUGUGUGAAACCUAUGAGCGUAUGCUUCUAGAUGUCGAACAAGGCUUUCUCGAAGAUGCAAGGAGCAUCUUGACAUUGCUCUGCUCUGCUGAGCGAUCGCUGACUGUUGCGGAAGUUGAUGGCACCUUGAGGAUGGGGCUUGGCGCAGAGGAUAUCCUUCUCUGCUGCCCAGGGCUCGUGGUUAUCGAGCACAACCAGGUCAGGCUGGUGCACAGUUCCGUGAGGGAAUAUCUGCAGUCGGAAAAUCUAGCUCAGGCGAAGUUUAGGGCAUCAAAUUUUUGGGUUCGCAAUGUUCCCGCUCAGUCUCAGGCUUAG
Messenger RNA from Podospora pseudopauciseta, 948 nucleotides. RefSeq lists its product as uncharacterized. The record is from RefSeq and is a predicted model, not a curated record. NCBI's taxonomy places the organism in Eukaryota, Fungi, Ascomycota, Sordariomycetes, Sordariales, Podosporaceae. Bases 1 to 948 code for a protein of 315 amino acids. The transcript has 4 exons.